UUUUUUUUUUUUUGUGAGCCCAGAACUCAUGUAAAUAUUUUAUGUUUUCUGUUUUAGUGAAAUAGUGUAUUUAACCAAAUUCUCUGGUGUGUUUUAGAAUUGUAAGGAAACUUCUGAAGUGGGACUCUUUUGGAACUGGGGUGCUAGGGUGCAAAGAACUCAAUGCUGGGAGGAGUAAGCAAGAGAGAUGAGAUCAUACCAGCUGGCUCUACAAAGAGUGGAGGAGCUGGUACCUUGACUCGUUAUGAUAGAAGAUGUCAGAAUUUCACCCUGGUUGAAGACUGUCUAGAGGAGCUGACUGCGGAGUCCUGUGGAUACUGAAGCUCAAAACGGGAUAUUGAUCUCUUCAUGAUGCUUGGACACCUUUCACUACCAACAGGAUUUUCAAAGGAAAUUCAGCAUGGCCUAGUGGGUUGACCUUUGGAAACUUUAUAAUGUCCUCUGGAACUAGUAUCAGAAAAAAUCAGCAGGGUCUGAGCCUGCAGGGGGUUGACCCGGAAACCUGUAUGAUAGUGUUUACAACACACUGGGCACAGGUUCUAAAAAUCUUAGAGAAACAUGAUCCUUUGAAAAAUACUCAGGCCAAGUAUGGUGCAGUUUCACCUGAUGAAGCCAGCACUGUUCAGAAUUACGUGGAGCACAUGCUUUUCUUACUCAUUGAGGAGCAAGCAAAGGAUGCUUCCAUGGGACCCAUUCUAGAGUUUGUGGUCUCAGAAAACAUAAUGGAGAAGCUUUUUCUUUGGAGCCUGCGGCGGGAGUUCACUGAUGAGACAAAAAUUGAGCAACUCAAAAUGUAUGAAAUGCUGGUAACCCAGUCUCAUCAGCCUUUGCUACAUCACAAGCCCAUCUUGAAGCCUUUGAUGAUGUUGCUGAGUUCCUGCUCAGGAACAGCUACUCCAACAGUGGAAACAGAGCUAGUUGUCCUCCUGAAUCAGCUCUGUUCUAUAAUAGCCAAAGAUCCUUCCAUUCUAGAACUGUUUUUCCACACCAGUGAGGACCAAGGAGCUGCCAAUUUCCUCAUAUUUUCCCUUCUGAUUCCCUUCAUUCAUCGAGAAGGAAGAGUAGGCCAACAGGCUCGUGAUGCACUGCUCUUCAUUAUGUCCCUGUCAGCAGAAAACAACGUUGUUGCAAACCACAUAGCAGAAAACACUUAUUUUUGCCCAGUGCUGGCAACAGGGCUAAGUGGCCUCUAUUCAUCUUUGCCUACCAAGUUGGAAGAAAAAGGAGAAGAGUGGCACUGCCUGCUGAAAGAUGACUGGCUCUUGUCACCUGCCCUUGUGCAAUUCAUGAAUUCUCUUGAAUUUUGCAAUGCUGUGAUACAGGUGGCGCAUCCCUUGAUACGUAACCAGCUGGUGAAUUACAUUUACAAUGGAUUUUUAGUGCCAGUAAUGGCUCCUGCACUCCAUAAGGUGACAGUGGAAGAAGUGAUGGCCACUACUGCGUAUCUGGAUCUCUUUCUGCGUAGCGUUUCAGAGCCAGCCCUCCUUAAGAUUUUUCUCCGUUUUAUUCUGCUGCACCGACAUGAGAACGUGCACAUCCUAGAUACACUUACUAGCCGAAUCAACACGCCAUUCCGGCUCUGUGUGGUCUCCUUAGCAUUGUUCAGAACGCUCAUUGGCUUGCACUGUGAAGAUGUGAUGUUGCAGCUAGUUUUAAGGUAUCUGAUCCCAUGUAACCACAUGAUGUUGAGCCAGCGAAGGGCUGUGAAAGAGAGAGAUUGUUACUCCGUAUCUGCUGCAAAACUGCUUGCCCUGACACCGGUCUGCUGCUCCACUGGGAUCACCUUGGCUCUAGAAAGCCAAGGAAAAGAUUAUAUUCUCUGGACAAAAGCAGCUCAAACUAAAGGUUCUGUUAGAGGCAUUUCUGAAUCUGCCUGCAUCGUGGAAUUUGGAAGAGCUGUGGAUAUCAGCUACCUCCAGUACCUGGGAGAAGCUCAAGAAGCCAUCCUCCAGUGUCUGAAAGAUUGUAAGGUCUGGUCUGCUUUAUACGAUGGAGUAAAUCCUGAUCCCGAGACCUUUAUCCAAGCGCUUGCUGAGGAGAACACUACAGAUGUGGAACACCCCAUGUUUCGUCUCCAGCAAAGGACACCCAGCUUGUGUAGCUCCUCUCAAACAGCACCAGCGGGCGAGAAGAUGCAGCUGGAGCUGGAAUGGGAUGAUAGCUACGACACAGGGAUUUCUCCUGGCUCUGAUGUGAGCUCACUCCAGCAGUAUGAUGAUCUGGGAAAUACAGAGACGCAGAUGCCCGCAGUGCCACCGAAACAUAUUCAGGAGAUGAAAAAAAAUGCUAUCAUGCUUGUCAAAGGUUCUUACAUAGAGGAUUCAGACUUUCAGGAUGAUGUUAUGGUUUACAGAUUAUGUGCCCAGAAGGAUAUACAGGAUGAUGACAACUCCAAGGAGAAAACUUCAAAUGCGUCCAGAGAACAUCAGGUCCAAAGCCAGACUGUUGUCAAUGGGCCUCUCUCUAACAGCCAGCUGGAAGUGGGCGUGGAUGAGCAGAGUGAAAAAAAAUCAAGCUUGACUCCAAGUGUAACGAAAGAACAAAUAAACCAGAAAAUGGUGGAGACUGAUCCACAGCCUGACUUAGAGUUGAAGCUUCAGGAGGCAGAUAAUUGCUUAAGCUCACAAAUGCUGAGCACAGAUGGUGAGGAUUUCAUUGCACAGUAUGACAAAAUUAUUAAGGAACUGGAUCCAAACAAUGCAAGCGUGGAAGAGCAAAAGGUAGACACUCCAGACCCCGUGUCUCCUGCAGAAGAGGAGGAGGACUUUGAGAAUUUCUCAGCAGAUACCCCUUCUGCAGAGAGCACAUCAUCUCCCUUUGGACCAAAGGAGGAUGCAUCUCCCAAGCGCGCUGCGAGGAGUCAGAGUGCUCCAUUCACAGGACCAUUUAUCAGCGUGGUGUUGUCCAAGCUGGAGAACAUGCUGGAGAACUCCUUGCAUGUGAAUUUGCUGCUUAUUGGGAUUAUUACUCAGCUAGCAAGUUACCCCCAGCCUCUUCUUCGCUCCUUUCUGCUCAACACCAACAUGGUGUUUCAGCCCAGCGUACGGUCACUUUAUCAGGUGCUGGCAUCUGUGAAAAAUAAAAUUGAACAUUUCGCUUCUAUGGAAAAAGACUUCCCAGAUCUUCUCCUGGAGGCCCAACAGUACUUAGUUUUUCGUGUGGACAUGUCUGAUGCCGCUGAAGAACUGCUAACCAAAGGUAACGUCCUGCAUGGCAGCAGCGUGGGGAGAGGAAGGAGCCUCUCAGAAGCCCCCCCAGCCAUGCUCCAGCCUUUCCUGGGACACAAGGGAAAGAGGAGCCUGGCUCACCCCAGCCUUCCCGUGCACGUGAGGAAUGCUGUGCUCGCAGCUGCCCUUUUCCCAGAGUUCCUGAAGGAGCUGGCAGCUCUUGCACAGGAACACUCCAUUUUAUAUUACAAAGUACCGGGGGACUUUGAGGAUUAUUAUUAGUGGGUUUUUCUAAAGUAGGUUGGUUUAUUUUUUUGAAGAAAGAAAACUGUCAGAGUUUGAACUGAUUAUUUUUUACUAGUGCAAAGCUGCUUACGAAAGAAAGUUCUACUUCACUAUUUCCUGAAAAUACUUGAUUUGAGAGGGAAGGAAGAGGCAGGAUGCUAUUCCGCAUUACUUUAUAUUGGGCCUUACAACUUUCCUCUGUGCUACAUGACUUAUUUGAGAGAUUUCUCACAUUGCUGUUAGAGCAGCUCCCUGAGCUCACCUCCUUGUUACACAGGUGCCCCUCUUUACUGCCACUGUCUCCUGUUGAAUUUUCAGGCACUUAAAUAAGGUGGACUAAGAGGGGGCAAAUGUUCCAGCUUUUUUUACUUCAGAAAUACUCCUCUCAAAAGCCUGUUGUUAGAACACAGUUGGUCUGGAAAAGCACUGCCGCAGGGAGAAAGUUUGGGGAAAAGAAACGCGUGCAAAAUGUGCACAAAACCCUUUUCUGUGAAGGGCUGUGCUUCUCCGUGGCUUUGUCCUCCUCCCUGCUCCCCUUCCCUGGGACGAGGAUCAUGCCAGCACACCACUGAGAAGCCCUCCUUAGCCAGUAGCUCAGGUUUGUGAAUUCAAGUGAUCUUAUGUGUGUUAAACCCAUGACUAGCUGCAAGCAGGUGCUGGGCUCUACACAUACCGCAUUGCCUUAUGUUGCAGACAGAUCUGCGGCUAUCAGCUGUUGGUCUUUGAAGUCAGAUGAACUGUGUAAGUGGAUGUGGACUGCAGACUGCCUGGAAUUUUCCUUGCAGUUUCUCAGCGUUCUUUAAUAUCUACUGCACUGCUACCUAAACUCUCAAGCAUGCCUUAUUUAGUAAGAUUUGCACAAAGUACAAAACAAAGUGUGUCUAUGCAAAUGGUAAUUAAUUUGUUGUUUGUUUUUAUGCUUAUUUUAAUAAGCUAAGGAACAGCAUUCAGUUUCUUUCAGUAGUAUUAAAAGGACAGCAGGCUGUUUUUGUCAAUCAUUUCUUCCCCCCAUAUUUUAAGGGAAAACGUUUGCACUCUCCUGAAAGCUGUUCUCUCUUACUGCUCUUUUGUGGGGGGGUUAUGGGGAGAAGUUGAAUACUGUUUGUUUACUUUUCAUUUAGGGGUUGACUUUUCCUAGUAUUGCACUUUUGGGAUAGUGAGGGGAGGAGCGGGCUAUUCACCAGCUGCAGAAUAGGAAGCAGCAAUAGGGAGAGCUGUCUGCUAGUGACUAACUGCUUGAGAAAAUUCUCGUCUCUGAGUAAUGGGCUUCAUUAGAAGAACCCAAGCAUGAUGAAUUGGUGCAUCACUACUGCAUUUCGUCUUAUCUUAGUAGCAUAAUUGUGCUUCCAGGGUGCUGUGGUUGGCUCCAUAAAGAGGAGUUUCAUUCAAGAAAGCCUUACAUCCACUUCUUCCAGGAAAAAAAUUUGACAGCCACUCCAGGAAAUUUAAAGAAAUGGAAAUAAAAAAUAACAUUUGUGUGAAUAAAUUCUGCUGACUGUAAUUCCAUUAUUCUGGAAAACUCCAAAAUCACAUCCCAAUUUUCAAAUAUGCUUUCUCAGAGAUAGCAAGGGAGAAGCUUAGGAUCUAAAGUAUACUUAGUUGAAGAACAAAACACAUUAAGAAACAAAAAACAGCAAAAACACCCCCAGAAGAGUCCAAUUAAUUACAGGUCAGUUCUUGUGGACCCUGCAGUGCAAUUUGAACUCCGAAAGUCUUUCGAUGCCUCUGAAAAAUGCUACCUUUCAUGUGCAAGCUGUGAGAAGCAUUCAUUGUCGGACUGCUGUAGGCUAUUCCAGGGAAGAAAAUCCCUAAGUGUACCUCUAACAAGAUCACCUCAACAACUUCUCUGGAUCUGCUUCCACUUGUUUGCUGUACAGUCAUCACGUCCACCAUGGUGGAAGGGUCACACUGCUUCUCAACUGACACUAGUGUGCUUGCACUUAUAACUUGAUGGCUUUGUUAUUUUGCGUGUGUGGUUUUUUUUUCCUUUUUAAACAGCAUUGCAUCACCAUCCUGUAAGUCACCUCUGACCUUCACAUGACUAUUUCGCCUCACAAGCUUCCUUGCAAGCUGGAGCCAGAGCUGUGGGGUUUUUUUUCUUGAAUCUUGGUUAUCCAUGUUCAGGAGAGCUCUUUUUUCUUUCUUUUUCCUUUUUUUAUUUUUUUCCUACGAUGCUGUUAUAGACAAGAUAUAACUCAUAAAUACUUCACUGCAUCCAGACAAAAUCAUGGGUCCUUCCCCUACUCUCACUUCUACCCACAUGCAUUGCUGUCCUUCACGCUGGACUCAUCAACCUACUGAAGGGGUUCAGUGGCAUUGUAUGUGGAAAGUGUUCUGGCACUGUGAGUGUAGAGCCAGGGUGUGCUGCACUCCUCUCCUGCUGGGUACUUUGUGAGCAAAAGCAAAAGCAGUGAAUCUGUGUGAUAAGCUAACUUCUAGCAGUUCAGAAUCAACCGCUAAAUUGCAGUAGUAAUCAUAUGUGUUUUUUAAAGAAAUCUUUUAUUUAUUAAAAAGAAAAAAAAAAAAGGAAAAAAAGAAUUCUGCAGACUAUUGCUUAAGGCAGUAAGCUUACUAUGUGAACCAUUUUGUUUCUAUUCUGAAAUAAAAAUCUUUGUUUGCUGA
This is a messenger RNA of Lagopus leucura (white-tailed ptarmigan), 6074 nucleotides long. RefSeq names its product FHF complex subunit HOOK interacting protein 1A (gene FHIP1A). The transcript is spliced from 14 exons. Bases 435 to 3449 code for a protein of 1004 amino acids. The record is from RefSeq and is a predicted model, not a curated record. Lineage: Eukaryota; Metazoa; Chordata; Aves; Galliformes; Phasianidae.